CGAGAGGGCACUGGAAGUUGUCGCGCCGAAAGCUUCCGCGGCCGUUCCGUAGCCAUUUUGGCUCAAGCCCCACUGCAGCUGUGGCCUGUGGUCUUUGCACCGCGCUUCAGCCCAGCCGCGACGACGGCCGCCAAGGGUGAUCACCCGGCCCCUCGUCGUGGCCACUGUCUUGGGACCUGUUUACACCCACGGGCACUCAGACAUGGGCUCUCCACGAUUCGAACCAUUACAGGAGGGUAUCGAUAUCACCUGCACAUCGGUGCCCCGCACCCGGCUCGCGGGCCCCCCUGGGGCAUUCUUUCCCCCAGCCGAUCCCGGCGCCGCCGGCCCCUGUCAGGCGCAGGCCGGUGGCCCCGCAGGCGCGGACGGGCAGGCCGACGACGCGGCCGCCCCCGCAUUCGGUGCGGACGCGGGCAACGAGGAGCCCGCGGCUGGGCCCAGCUCCCACGGGCGCGCGCCCGCCCCCGACGCCGCCGCGCCGCCGCCACGCCCGCGCGGGCGGCACCGGAAGAUCCCCAAGGCCCCGGCCGCGGGCGCGGCACAGGGGGGCCGGGCGGGCGGCGCCCGGGUGCCGGCGAGCCUGCAGGUCGCACUGGACCCCGCCCAGGCCGAGUCGCUGAGGUCCAUGCUCGCCAGCGGCGAGCCGGGCGCCUGGCAGCGCGCGGACCAGCUGCUGCAGCGCGCCCUCGGCCUGCGGGCCCCGCCGGACUGGCACACCUUCAACAGCGUCAUCCGCUCGCACUCGCUCACGGGCAACGUGCUCAUGGCCCUGUCCUGGAUGGCGGCCCUCGGCUUCGAGCCGAGCUCCGUCAGCCACGCCUGCGUGAUCAACGCCUGUGCGCAGGCCGGGGACGUGACCCGCGCGGAGCAGUGGCUCGCCGAGAGUUUCACCGCCGACGCCGUGCCCAACAAGUUCAGCUUCAACUCCGUCAUCCACGCCUGCGCGAAGGCCGGCCGCAUGAUGCGGGCGGAGCAGUGGCUCAACGCGCUCAUGAAGGAGGACAUUUUCAGCCCGGACGUAGUCAGCUACAACACCGUCAUCCACGCAUACGCUCGCAAGGGCAACGUUGACAGGGCAGAGUUCUGGCUGAGGCAGAUGGUCAAGGCCAACCUGGUUCCCAACGAGGUCACCAUGGGCUCGUUGAUCAACGCGUGUGCUGAGGCUGGGAAGGCGAACAGGGCUGAACGCAUUCUGAUGGCAAUGACCGAGGACCAUUGCCUGAAUCCGAACGACAUCUGCUACAACGCGGUCAUCAAGGCAUGCGUGAACUGUCGCAGCUUCGACAGGGCGGAGGUGUGGAUGAAUCAGAUGAAGAGUGAGGGCUUCGCCCUUACCACGAUGACCUACAACCUGUUCAUCCACGGAUGCGCCCAGGCGGGAGACUUGGUCCUCGCCGACAAGUACUUCAACGAGAUGAUCAGGGAGGGGUGUCAGGCGAACCGCAUCACGUUCAAUUCGUUACUGAACUUGUGCGCCAACCGUGGGGAGGUGGAGCGGGCUCAGGCCUGCAUGGACCACAUGACCUCGUGCGGGCUGGUGCCGGACCAGGUGAGCUGGGGCGCGCUCCGCAAGGCGCACGCGCGCCGCGGCGACGUCUUCGCCAUCAAGGCAGUGAUGCGGUCCUUGCCGAGCAAGGGGAUCUCCCUGAACGAGUACUUCUACGCCUCCCUCAUCACCGCGUGCGGCAUCUCGAGCCCGCCGCAGCCGCUCGAGGCAGAGCAGGCGUUCCAGGAGUGCCUCGGCGCCGGCCUCUGCAGCUCCCGGCUCCUCAAGGUGCUCGGGCGCGUGGUCGGGGGCUCGCGCGCGGCGGCCUUCUGCGCAGGCCACCAGGGCCCCCCGCCCGCGGGCCCCAGCCCGGCGCCGGCCGCAAGGGCAAGGGCCGCAGCGGCUCCCACAGGCAGUAGGUCGCCUCUCACUGGCGCGGGGGGGGGGGCGGCGGCGGCCCCUUCGCAGGCCGUCCUGCGGGCGGGCUGCGCGGCCUCGCUGCCAAGCGGGCCACACCGCUCCAGGAUCAGGCAGGCUCCGGAUCGAGAUGCGUCGGUCCAGAGAGUUUCGGAAAGCUCUGGAAGGACCGCGGCGCCCGAGACUCAAAGCCCGCCCGCCGAUCUUUCGGAUAUGUUGUCCGGUGCAGAUCGGUUUGUCUUGAUUGUGCCUUGGUCUUAGGGUUGUGUGGGGGCGGAAUGUUUGUUUGUGGGGGGCUGUUCGGGAAGGUGGGCUCACAUCGGCGACAGCGCCCCAUGUGCAGAAAUAAAUGUAGUAUGCCACAUUUGCUAAAUCUAUGUUUCACCGCUCUCCUUCGGCAUAUAUUUAUUUGGAACAGUCCAGUCUAGACGACAAGGUACAGACUGCAUGCUGGAUCGCUCGGCGGUGCUUCUGCCACAGUUAGAGGUGGAUGGCUUGGCGCAGUCGAGUCCACGGAGUCCUCGCCGCCAGUACCGCGGCCAGAGCCCUGGAAGUCCCACUGUAGCGCGUCCUGGAUGUCCUUCCUCCUCCUCCUCCUCCUCCUCCUCCUCCUCCCUCCUCCCUCCUCCCUCCUCCCUCCUGAUCGAGUUGAACCGAAGCCGAGAGGUCGGACUGGUUGUUUCAGCCUUCAUCCGUGCGUAGAUCAGACACAUGCCAUGAUUCACGGGUACAGUGUAUUGACGGACACAUGCCAUGAUUCGCCCAGUCCCCUCGUCGGCAUUCUGGCAUAUGCGGUCUGGCGUCUCAUGAGUGGCCGUAUUUGCAGAGUGUGCAAGGUAGUUUCACGUUUUGCUUGUGCAAACCGGUACUUUCACGUAUUUUCGCAGGUUGCCACAACGAUGCCAGAAAUCGUGAUGGUCUCGCCACGUACCCAGAGUAGUCGUUGAUGCUUGUCGGUCUCUUGCAGGAUGGACGUAAGCUCGCUUGCGUGUGUGUAUUUCUUACCUGGGUAUAUGCCCGCCUGUGAUCACAAGUCUUUCUGAACUGCCUGCAUUGAAUGACUCGCGUUUGGGGUAAAAGUUUUUUUGAGUGCAUUCUUACCACGCGCCUGCACUGGCCUGGCUCGCGUGGCAACCACGCAUGGCACCGCAAUACCAUGAUACCGAUGGUGCACUCCCUCAACGCAAGUCGUUGGUUCUCGGCUCUUUCCCCGUUCUUCCCAUCUGGGAUGUCUUGGUGCAUCCACACUCUGCGAAAGCGUCCAACCGUUGACUAUCGCUCUGGUGCUGGCCAGUUCCAGGCAUUCUAACGCCUCCUUCAGUCUGGCAAUAGUGCCAGGCCCGCGCGAGUGUGGCUCGCUAAGGCCGGGCCGCGAGUUUGGAGGAACACGCCAAGUGCCUAGACCCGGAGAGUUGGCGUUCUGCACUUGCAGGCCAGCCAAGGCGCCAGCGGUUUGGGCAGUGGUCUUGGGCUUUUUUUGUGCGCAACGGGCGGAAGGCGAGGAGAGAGAGAGAGAGUGGGAGAGGAG
This is a messenger RNA of Prorocentrum cordatum, 3431 nucleotides long. The record is from the annotation of a GenBank genome assembly. Lineage: Eukaryota; Dinophyceae; Prorocentrales; Prorocentraceae.